CCUUGUUGUGCCUCCCUGCGCAAUUCUGCAGCCCAAGGCCCCUUUGGUAGCCGUCGUGUCCGACUGAUACAAAUUUAUACUUUUUUUUUUUAUUUAUUUUUUUAAAAAAAUGUAUACCAACAAAUUAAAAUAGAUUAACAUAGAGUGUCCAAAAUGAGCAAUAGUAAAGUAAUAAAAAGUUUAAUCAUUUCCACAUUUUGUUGGACUGAAAGAAGGCGUUAAACAUAGCUUUAAGCUUUGCUCUUUGCUACUUAUUGUCGUUGUACUGUUUUAUUUUAUAAGCAAGACGUUAAAUUAUUACAACUGACUAUUAAUUAAUUAACGAACUGUGUUUUGUAUUUAAACACAAAACUUUAGUUGUCGACAGGCACAAAACUUUAAGCUAAUUGGUAGGACCCGGGGUGCAGGAUGUACAGAAGAUGAGAGAUAUGACAUGACACCGGAAGUGGUGGAAUUUUAAAGGCAGUAGAUAGACUCAGAGGAAGAAAGCCGUUGGUUGAGGAGUGUGAACAUGGACAAACCGCAGCAGUAUCAUUAUUCCGGAGGGACACCGCAUCAACCUCCACAUCCACCGCAUAUGGCACCGAGAGGAGACUUUCCCGCAGCACCUCCACCAGAGUCGUGGGAUGUUUACCGGCAGCACCAGACUCCGCCGGUUCCACACCGUCACUGGCCCCCGUUUCCCCCGGCACGACCACCGCCGCCGCACGGGUCUCUUCAUGUUUACCCGUCCCAUCUGCCUUUCGACCCCAGCAGACCUCCUCCUGGUUAUUUCGCGACAUCUCCAGCACCGACACCUUCUUCUCCUGCAAACCCUGGACACAGUGAGGAUCCACCUCGCUUUCAUCCACCCAACAGAGCUUACCAGUCUAACAUGGAUAACUAUCAUAGAGGACAUUUUGAUCAGAGUGGCAGCUUUUCAAACUCUGCUCCUCCAUCAUAUCAGUCUAGUUUUCAGUCUAAUAACAACAUCUCGGCUCAUAAUUACCCUGUGGACCAUCAUAAGCAAAGUGAUCCAUCACAGGUUCCUCCUGAUUACUCUGACAGAAGCAGCAACAAGCAACAUGAGGAUGCUUGGCAGAGAAAACAAGACGAGCAGUGGAUUCAUGCUUUCUUACAAAGAAGAAGAAAAACAGCACCUUCUUCUGUGAGGCACUCUCCCCCAAAACAAUCUGUGUCGGAUUUCAGAGAGAAGUUGUACACUGCGGUUAAAAUGCUAUCUGAGCUCUCUGAGGUGUGCCAAACGUUAAAAAACAACCUUGAGAAUGAAACUGCAUGGACCGACUCGUACUCAAGAGCAGUGGAGCUGAAGAGCAGCCUGGAGGAAAGCCUGAAGACUCUGAAUGAUCCGGACAGAGUGGACAUGGUGAAGAAGAAGCUGGCUUUGAUCAAGAAGAAGCGAGCACGCAUGCGCAGGAAGAAAGCCGAGCGCGAGGAGGAGAAACAAGAGCAAGAAGCACGAGCAGCAGAGAAAGAGGCGGCCAUUGAUAAGCACCAGAUGAAGAAGAUACAAGAAAUCGAAGAAAAAAACAGGGAGCAAGAACUGAAGCUGGCGGCCGAUGCUGUGCUCUCUGAAGUCAGGAGGAAGCAAGCUGAUGCCAAGAGAAUGCUGGACAUCCUCAAAGCUCUGGAAAAGCUGCGGAAACUCCGCAAAGAAGCUGCAUCCAGGAAAGGCAUGUUUCCAGAGAAGGAGAGUGACGAGGUGUUUGAGGGCCACCUGACGCGGCUCAGGACUCUGAUCAGGAAACGCACGGCUGUCUACGGGGCCGAGGAGAAAGCACUGAGGGUCAUGCUGGAGGGAGAGCAAGAGGAGGAGCGCAAACGUGAUCAUGAGAAGCGGCAAAAAAAAGAAAGAGAGAAGCUGCUGCAGAGGAAACGGGAGAUCGACAUGAUGCUAUUUGGAGCUGAACUGCCUCUUGAUCAUCCGCUUCAGCCGUACCAAGAAUACUACACCCAGGCAGAGAGGUCACUACCUGCCCUCGUCCAAAUAAGGAGAGACUGGGAUCAGUUUUUAGUUCCUGUGGAUCACCCUGAUGGUUCCACCAUUCCUCAGGGCUGGGUUCUACCUGAGCCGCCAGCUGAUGACGUCUGGGCCAUCGCUCUGGAGAAAUAAACAUCUAAGGAAACCACAUCCUAUUCAUUACUGAAUGUAACUGACUGAUAUUUCAAAGAUUGACCAUUGGACUAUGACUUGGCGCUGUUUUAUGGUGCACCAAUCUCCAACUAAAGACAGCUAUUAUUUAUUGUACUAUGUAAUACUUUAGAAGAAUAAACUGUAUGUACUGAGUUGUUUAUAUUGA
Molecule: messenger RNA, 2300 nt
Organism: Pangasianodon hypophthalmus (striped catfish)
Lineage: Eukaryota; Metazoa; Chordata; Actinopteri; Siluriformes; Pangasiidae
Gene: pdcd7
Product: programmed cell death 7
Exons: 5
Coding region: 512-2113 (533 amino acids)
Source: RefSeq, a predicted model, not a curated record